AUGUCGAACUACGCUAUAAUAUCAAGUAUUCCUUCCUGGAUCUCAGAGAAACCCAAAGACGACGUGAAAAGGAUCAUCUCGUGCAAGUCCUCCGACUGGUGCAAUGGCCCACGCGAAUAUCAGGUCGCCAGCUGGGCAAGAACUCUGACUGGUAUAUCUCAGGUCGUGGUGGGCCCAACCGGCGGCGGCAAGACUGCUCUACUCGUUGCUGUCGUACCUCUUCUCGAAGCUCUCAAAUCCGAGCGUCUUGAUGGUGCUGGGGUGGUGCCCGAAUGGCCGGUGGCGCUGAUCCUCCCCACAGGACACCACUCAAACAUCGCUCCUCCAUUCCCCGGUAUCAAGGCUGCACGAGCCAUGCUGCAUGGGAGUGCAGUCGGCUCGAGUUAG
This is a messenger RNA of Coniophora puteana RWD-64-598 SS2, 387 nucleotides long. RefSeq lists its product as uncharacterized. The record is from RefSeq and is a predicted model, not a curated record. The coding region runs from base 1 to 387 and encodes 128 amino acids. NCBI's taxonomy places the organism in Eukaryota, Fungi, Basidiomycota, Agaricomycetes, Boletales, Coniophoraceae. The transcript is spliced from 3 exons.